AUGCACGGCAUCAAUCCGCAACUACCUCAACGGCGUUCGGCUGCUGCAUUUAUUCGUCUCCGAGACCCCACUUUCACUCGACUCAUUCGAACUGCGCCUUGUCCUCCGGGGAAUACAGCGCACCAGCCUCGCCGCAAGUUGCCUAUCACACCGGAUAUCCUUCUUCGAAUUCAUCGUCUCUUGGACUUUACACGCCCGCUUCACGUUACGCUGUGGUCCGCUUUCCUCAUCGCAUUUUAUUCGUUCCUGCGCAAGUCCAACCUGGUGCCCCCUUCAGAUACAGCUUACGACGCCCGCAUUCAUCUCUCGCGGGGCAGCGUCGGAUACAACACCACAGGUUUGAUCAUCCGUAUCACAUGGUCCAAAACCAUACAGUUCGGCGAACGGGUUCUGCACAUUCCCAUCCUGGCUAUCCCUGGCUCCGCCCUCUGCCCAGUAUCAGCCUACAAGCAGAUGGUGGACAUGUUGCCAGCACCUUCAGAAGCUCCCCUGUUCCUUGCGCCGUCAUCUACCGGCAGACUGCAUCCUUUGACCUACCAGUCUUUUGUCCGACAUCUGCGAUCAUUGCUCAGCUCCACAGGGCUGGACCCAAACAGUUACUCCGGUCACAGCUUUCGUCGCGGAGGUGCCUCCUUCGCAUUUCAGUCGGGCGCAGACCCUGAAGCAAUUAAAGCGCAAGGCGACUGGCGCUCACAAGCUUACCUGCUCUACAUGGAAUCUUCAUUCGGUCGUCGCCUCAGGACGGCAUCAUGCAUUCGCGCUGCUAUCAAGUCUGGCCAAGUCGAUCUGACACUUUGA
Messenger RNA from Saccoglossus kowalevskii, 798 nucleotides. RefSeq lists its product as uncharacterized. The record is from RefSeq and is a predicted model, not a curated record. Lineage: Eukaryota; Metazoa; Hemichordata; Enteropneusta; Harrimaniidae.